GCCCAGCGCCCCGCUCUCCUCCCGCCCGCCCCCUCCGCCGCUCCGCGCCUCCCUCUGCCUCUCCUUCCCCCAUUCUCCUGGAUUAAUUAAGGAGGCAGCGGCAGGAGGCUGAGUCCUGGCCGCGGGCCGGGGCCGGGGCGCCGCUGGCAGGAGCGCUUGGGGAUCCUCCAAGGCGACCAUGGCCUUGCUGGGAAAGCGCUGCGACGUCCCCACAAACGGCUGUGGGCCUGACCGCUGGAACUCCGCCAUCGCCCGCAAAGACGAGAUCAUCACCAGCCUCGUGUCUGCCUUAGAUUCCAUGUGCUCAGCGCUCUCCAAGCUGAACGCAGAAGUGGCCUGUGUCGCUGUGCAUGAUGAGAGCGCCUUCGUGCUCGGCACCGAGAAGGGCAGGAUGUUCCUGAACGCACGCAAGGAGCUGCAGUCAGACUUCCUCAGGUUCUGCCGAGGGCCCCCGUGGAAGGAACCGGAGGCAGAGCACCCCAAGAAGGUGCCUCGGGGUGAGGGUGGCAGCCGGAACAUCCCACGGUCUGCCCUGGAACAUGGCUCCGACGUGUACCUUCUGCGGAAGAUGGUAGAGGAGGUGUUUGAUGUUCUUUAUAGCGAGGCCCUGGGCCGGGCCAGCGUGGUGCCGCUGCCCUACGAGAGGCUGCUCCGGGAGCCGGGGCUGCUGGCUGUGCAGGGGCUGCCCGAGGGCCUGGCCUUCCGGAGGCCGGCCGAGUACGACCCCAAGGCCCUCAUGGCCAUCCUGGAGCACAGCCACCGGAUCCGCUUCAAGCUCAAGAGGCCGCUCGAGGAUGGCGGGCGGGAGUCGAAGGCCCUGGUGGAGCUGAACGGCAUCUCCCUGAUAGCCAAGGGGUCUCGGGACUGUGGCCUGCACGGCCAGGCCCCCAAGGGGCCGCCCCAGGACCUGCCCCCAACCGCCACCUCCUCGUCCGUGGCCAGCUUCCUGUACAGCACCGCCCUUGCCAACCACACCGUGCGGGAGCUCAAGCAGGAGGCACCCGCCUGCCCACUUGCCUCCAGUGACCUGGGCCUCGGCCGGCCCGGGCCUGAGCCCAAGGCCCCCGCUGCCCAAGACUUCCCAGACUGCUGUGGACAGAAGCCCACUGGGCCUGGCGGUCCUCUCAUUCAGAACGUCCAUGCCUCUAAGCGCAUCCUCUUCUCCAUCGUCCAUGACAAGUCAGAGAAGUGGGACGCCUUCAUAAAAGAAACCGAGGACAUCAACACGCUCCGGGAGUGUGUGCAGAUCCUGUUUAACAGCAGAUAUGCGGAAGCCCUGGGCCUGGACCACAUGGUCCCCGUCCCCUACAGGAAGAUCGCCUGUGACCCGGAGGCUGUGGAGAUCGUGGGCAUCCCAGACAAGAUCCCGUUCAAGCGCCCCUGCACCUACGGGGUCCCCAAGCUGAAGCGGAUCCUGGAGGAGCGGCACAGCAUCCACUUUGUCAUUAAGAGGAUGUUCGAUGAGCGAAUUUUCACAGGGAACAAGUUUACCAAAGACCCCACAAAGCUGGAGCCAGCCAGCCCGCCCGAGGACAUCUCUGCGGAGGUCUCCCGUGCUGCCGUCCUGGACCUGGCUGGGACUGCUCGGUCGGACAAAAGCAGUCUCUCUGAAGACUGUGGGCCAGGAACCUCCGGGGAGCUGGGUGGGCUGAGACCCAUCAAAAUCGAGCCAGAGGAUCUAGAUAUCAUUCAGGUCACUGUCCCAGACCCUUCCCCAGCCUCUGAGGAAAUGACAGACUCGAUGCCUGGACAUGUGCCCUCGGAAGAUUCCGGUUACGGGAUGGAGAUGCUGACUGACAAAGGCCCCAGCGAGGACCCGCGGCCUGAGGAGAGGCCUGUGGAGGACAGUCAUGGUGACGUGAUCCGGCCUCUGCGGAAGCAGGUGGAGCUGCUUUUCAACACACGAUACGCCAAGGCCAUUGGCAUCUCGGAGCCUGUCAAGGUGCCCUACUCCAAGUUCCUGAUGUACCCAGAGGAGCUGUUUGUGGUGGGGCUGCCUGAAGGCAUCUCCCUCCGCAGGCCCAACUGCUUCGGGAUCGCCAAGCUCCGGAAGAUCCUGGAGGCCAGCAACAGCAUCCAGUUCGUCAUCAAGAGGCCUGAGCUGCUCACCGAAGGAGUCAAAGAGCCCCUCACGGACAGCCAAGAGAGGGAUUCCGGGGACCCUCUUGUGGACGAGAGCCUGAAGAGACAGGGCUUUCAAGAAAAUUAUGACACCAGACUCUCACGGAUCGACAUUGCCAACACGCUGAGGGAGCAAGUCCAGGAUCUGUUCAAUAAGAAAUACGGGGAAGCCUUGGGCAUCAAGUACCCGGUCCAGGUCCCCUACAAGAGGAUCAAGAGUAACCCCGGCUCGGUGAUCAUCGAGGGGCUGCCCCCCGGGAUCCCCUUCCGAAAGCCCUGCACCUUUGGCUCCCAGAACCUGGAGAGGAUCCUUGCGGUGGCUGACAAGAUCAAGUUCACCGUCACCAGGCCUUUUCAAGGACUCAUCCCAAAGCCUGAUGAAGAUGAUGCCAACAGACUUGGGGAGAAGGUGAUCCUCCGGGAGCAGGUGAAGGAGCUCUUCAACGAGAAAUACGGUGAGGCCCUGGGCCUGAACCGGCCUGUGCUGGUCCCUUACAAACUGAUUCGGGACAGCCCAGAUGCUGUCGAGGUCACAGGCCUGCCCGAUGACAUCCCUUUCCGGAACCCCAACACAUAUGACAUACACCGGCUGGAGAAGAUCCUGAAGGCCCGGGAGCACGUCCGCAUGGUCAUCAUCAACCAGCUCCAACCUUUUGCAGAAAUCUGCAAUGAUGCCAAGGUGCCAGCCAAAGACAGCAGCCUCCCCAAGCGCAAGAGAAAGCGGGUCUCCGAAGGGAAUUCCAUCUCCUCUUCCUCCUCCUCUAACCCGGAGUCAGUGGCAUCCACCAACCAGAUCUCACUCGUGCAAUGGCCAAUGUACAUGGUGGACUAUGCCGGCCUGAAUGUGCAGCUCCCGGGACCUCUGAAUUACUAGACCUCAGUGCUGAAUCAGGACCUUACUCAGAAAGACUAAAGGAAAUGUAAUUUAUGUACAAAGUGUAUAUUCGGAUAUGUAUCGAUGCCUUUUAGUUUUUCCAAUGAUUUUUACACUAUAUUCCUGCCGGCAAGGCCUUUUUAAAUAAGUAAAAAAAAAAAAAAAAA
This is a messenger RNA of Balaenoptera musculus (blue whale), 3162 nucleotides long. RefSeq names its product GTF2I repeat domain containing 1 (gene GTF2IRD1). Gene Ontology annotation, molecular function: DNA-binding transcription factor activity. The record is from RefSeq and is a predicted model, not a curated record. Lineage: Eukaryota; Metazoa; Chordata; Mammalia; Artiodactyla; Balaenopteridae. The transcript is spliced from 27 exons. Gene Ontology annotation, cellular component: nucleus. Gene Ontology annotation, biological process: transcription by RNA polymerase II. Bases 179 to 2995 code for a protein of 938 amino acids.